Dipodomys spectabilis (banner-tailed kangaroo rat) is the source of this 1105-nucleotide messenger RNA. RefSeq names its product melanin concentrating hormone receptor 1 (gene Mchr1). The record is from RefSeq and is a predicted model, not a curated record. The coding region runs from base 54 to 1061 and encodes 335 amino acids. Gene Ontology annotation, molecular function: melanin-concentrating hormone receptor activity; neuropeptide binding. Gene Ontology annotation, cellular component: neuron projection; membrane. The transcript has 2 exons. Gene Ontology annotation, biological process: neuropeptide signaling pathway. NCBI's taxonomy places the organism in Eukaryota, Metazoa, Chordata, Mammalia, Rodentia, Heteromyidae.
UUCCAGCACUUGGUACCUGGAGGAGUUUUGAGAAAGAAUUCAGAAGACUCAGGAUGUGGAACCUAGGGGAAGAUUUGUUAGGCUUGCCUUCUCGCCCGGGAAGCGUCUCCUACAUCAACAUCAUCAUGCCCUCAGUGUUCGGCACCAUCUGCCUCCUGGGCAUUGUGGGAAAUUCCACUGUUAUCUUCGCGGUGGUGAAGAAGUCCAAGCUCCACUGGUGCAGCAAUGUCCCCGACAUCUUCAUCAUCAACCUCUCCGUGGUGGACCUACUCUUCCUCCUGGGCAUGCCCUUUAUGAUCCACCAGCUCAUGGGCAACGGCGUGUGGCACUUUGGGGAGACUAUGUGCACCCUCAUCACCGCGAUGGAUGCCAACAGUCAAUUCACCAGCACGUACAUCCUGACCGCCAUGGCCAUUGACCGAUACCUGGCCACGGUCCACCCCAUCUCUUCCACCAAGUUCCGGAAGCCUUCCGUGGCCACCUUGGUCAUCUGCCUCCUGUGGGCCCUCUCUUUUAUCAGCAUCACCCCCGUGUGGCUCUAUGCCAGGCUCAUCCCCUUCCCGGGGGGCACUGUGGGCUGUGGCAUCCGUCUGCCCAACCCCGACACUGACCUCUACUGGUUCACGCUGUACCAGUUCUUCCUGGCCUUCGCCCUGCCCUUCGUGGUCAUCACGGCCGCCUACGUGAGGAUCCUGCAGCGCAUGACGUCCUCCGUGGCCCCCGCCUCCCAGCGCAGCAUCCGGCUGCGGACCAAGCGGGUGACCCGCACGGCCAUCGCCAUCUGCCUUGUCUUCUUCGUGUGCUGGGCACCCUACUACGUGCUGCAGCUCACCCAGCUGUCCAUCAGCCGGCCCACCCUCACGUUUGUCUACCUGUACAACGCGGCCAUCAGCUUGGGCUACGCCAACAGCUGCCUUAACCCCUUCGUGUACAUCGUGCUCUGCGAGACUUUCCGCAAACGCCUGGUCCUGUCAGUGAAGCCUGCGGCCCAGGGGCAGCCCCGCACGGUCAGUAACGCUCACACGGCUGAUGAGGACAGGACAGAAAGCAAAGGCACCUGACGCUUCCCCUGCCACCGGGUCGUCUCCAAGUCAGCUCAUGCAUC